Molecule: messenger RNA, 1269 nt
Organism: Calidris pugnax (ruff)
Lineage: Eukaryota; Metazoa; Chordata; Aves; Charadriiformes; Scolopacidae
Gene: CBY2
Product: spermatid associated
Exons: 2
Coding region: 249-1217 (322 amino acids)
Source: RefSeq, a predicted model, not a curated record
CCUGUUGCCACCAGUGCUGCCCCGGACACCCUGGCAGCAGCAGGACCUCAGCAGGACUUCAAGCAGGACUCCGUGCUUGGCAGGAGUGCAGGGAGAAGGAAGACCAUCAGCCCCGGUGAGCAGUUCUAGAUCAAGCUUCUCCAUCCCUGCUGUGUCACCUACUCCUUGCCAGUGGACAGUGGCCUCUUGCAGGAGUCUUGGAAGAAGCCUUUUCCCACAAGUCUUCCUCAAACCACUAAAGAAAGGCCAUGUCUGCUUUUGAUCUAACGAACCAGUGUCCAGAGCCCGAGAUGGAAUAUAUCACCCCCCGGAUGAAACUGAGGGAUGACAUGUUUGUCUUUGUGGACGGUAAAUGGGUGAAUGAGAUGUUCUGCCAGCCACCCAUUACUUCCCAACGGAAACUCUUUAGCAAAAAGGCACAGAAUGAGUGGAGCAUCUGGGAGGAGAACAGAGCACUCUGGGAGGAAAACCAUGUCCUCCGGAUUGAGAACAGGAUGCUCUGGGAAGAAAACAAAUCUCUACAAUGUCUCCAGCCAAAGAAUAGAGCUGUCCAGGUUAUUUACAGUGAUGCCAUUCAGCAAAGCCCCCAAAAGGAAAAUAAGCCGUUCCCAUUCUUUCAAGAGAGGAACAUAGGCUUUCCAAUCAGCUCAGGAGACAAAGCUCUCCAGGUGGUCCAAGAAAAGAACAGAGUCUCACAGGAUUUCCAGCAGGAGAAUAAAACAGUCCCCAUCAUUUGGAAAGAUGAAAAACCCAUCAGAGUUCAUGAAGAGAACAAGGGUGCCAGCUCAGAUCUUCAGCAGGAUACUGACACCAUCACAGCUGUGGAAGAAGGUAGCCCAGGGCCCCAGCUGGAACAUGAAGAUAAAGAAAAAAGCACCACUCCAACCCAGAAAAAGAUCAAGUCUUCCCCAAGUAUGCUGAGUGAGCAUGAAAUUGUCUGGGCUCUCCAGGAAUUAUACCAACUCCUUGACAUCUUCCUGAAAGAGAAUCAUCUACUUGGGGAGGAACAGGGCUGUCCCAUUCUCUACAAUACGAGCAGAUCCUUCCAUGAUGAUUACAAUGAAUUGAAGAUGCAGUUGAAUGUUGUGAAAAACACUGUGUCAGACAUCAGGGUUCAAUUGGAAAUGCUGGAAAAGGAGCUCAUUGCCAUCACGUUCCCAGCAUAUGAAGAGGCAGGGCAGAAGCUGGCAACUGAGCGCCAGCUUGGAGAGAUGUGAAGCUUGGUGCUAAGGCCUGUUAGUCCAAUUACUUGGAAAGCUUCUCUCCUUG